AUGCCGCGACUCCUGCUCGGGUGGUGGCUGGCCAGGUUGGCACAGCCGCUUCCUCUGCUCCCGCAGGAUCUCUACUGCCGGAAUGCCUCCUUCCGUUUGGCGAUGCCGGACACCAGCAAGGGUGGUGUGGCUCAGGCAGAUAUUCCCUGCGACAGCCGAGCUUUCGGCCGCGGGGCGACCUGCUGCGAAGCGGAGGACGUCGCAGCUGUGAUGGAACAUCUGGAGCACAGCAUCAGCUUCGGGAUGCGGCACCUAGCUGAUCGGCAAGAGUUUCUGGAUCAAUAUUCGGCGGCUUCACUCCAAAAGCAUCCCUGCGGGGAUGCCCCCGAGGCCAUGCUGAGUGCGCGGCUGAAGAAGCUUGUGGAGUGCCAACAGAUCUCACAGGAAAUCUUGAGCCUGCUUCAAGGGACGGUGAGUCACCUGCUUUGCGCGGCCUGCCGAGGCAGUGCAGAAGGCGAAGGAGCCGAGGGACUGCUAGUGGAGGCUGAGGCAGCCAUCUCAGACGAGUGGCGCCGCCUCUCUGCGCUGAUGCAGAAGGUCUACCAGGAGCUGCGUGCUCACGAUGCCGCUGUGGCCGGGCAGAUGCGACAGGUGGGCGUUGAAGCCUGUGUCAUGGACUUCAUCGAGGCACAACGUCGCGGCAUCCCCUCUCCGACGGCGCAUCGCGUGAGCAUACGGCCCUGGCAACAGCGAGACGGAGUGGGAGGCUUUCGGGACACCUGGCAGCGGUACGUGGACGGGCUUUUGGCCGUCUCCACGGAGCUGGCAGAGGCCCUCAUGUCCGAAGUGACGGGAUUGAUGUUGACCUACCAGCAUGCACUACAGCCGGAAAGCAAUGCGCAGUUUCUUCUUUGCGGAGUGCCUGCUGUAGCGCCGCCCCCGCUGCUGCCGGCGAGGUUGCCGCCCAGUGCGGAGACAGAUGACGAGGGACCCGAGGUGACUCUCCUCGUGGCGAUGCCGAAUCCUGGAACAAAUCUACGCUUUGAUUUCGCCAAUGAUAAGGCAACAUUGAGUAAAGAUGCUUUGCUCAAGCACGUCUCGGCGCUGAACCCGCUCCUGGACAAGAUGGCUCAAGGUGAGUCGGUGAAGAUUGUCAUCGUCACCGCCAACCCAGACCAGGCGUCCUAUCUCUCCCGGCUCAUCACUGGCCAUGAUCGGGUGCGACUCAUCUGGCGUCGUUUCGCCCUCUUCAACGCAGAAGAACUUGCCUUGUUCUAUGCGGGGAGGGCGGCAGACGAUGGGCCCAGGGUUGUGGCGUCUUUCCAAGUUCCCAGCGGCGGGGACGCGGCAGCGCUCCAGGGCUCUGCGAUGCUGCUGGCAAAGCUGAUUCGCAGUCCGUCCGUCAAAGUGGUGUGGCCGCAGCACUUGAACCCCGCACGACCAUCGUCUUGGCCGAGCCAGGUCCGCACCGCCGCUGGGCGUGGCUACGGCCUGGCCCUUCGAGAAUCUCCGGACACGGCGCCUUGCCCGGCGCUGGUUUCGGUCUUGAAGGAUUACCUUGACUUCCACCGUGCAGCAAGGAAGACUCUCCUGGAACAAGCGACCUUGGGUGCGGGAGGGCCAAUGCCUCGGCUGCUGAUCUACCGCUGCUCGGCUAUGGGCUUCUGUGGUGGCCACGGCGAUCGUCUGAAUGGACUCCUCGGGGUAUUCCUGAUGGCUAUAGCCUCUCGGCGUGCUUUCUUCAUUGACUCUGCACGUCCCGUCCCGCUGCAUCAGCUGCUGCAACCUCGCCGCCGCGCAGCCUCUUGCGGCAAAGCUCUUCAGGAUGCUGAGUUUCUCUUGGACUGGCGGUUGCAUGGCGCUAUCUCUGCUGUCGGUCGGAGGACGAACUACAACGAUCGAUACAAUGACUUGGUGGACGACCUUCCAUGGAUCUUGACCCAAGAGCCCGAGAAGGUGGUUGUGAUGCAUACCAAUCAGAGAGUUUCGCCAGCUGUGCUACAGAGCAAGGAGGCUCAGUCGCUGAUGGGGCCGCUUGCAGCACAGCUGCUGAAAACGCCGUAUCUCCAUGCAGCAUUGCUCGAGCUCCUCUUCGAACCCUCGCAGCUGCUUGCAGCCCGGCAUGCAGAGGUGCUGGAGGCCGCCAAGUUGGGGCGCAAGCGCCUCAUCGCAGUCCACUUCCGAGCAGGAGACAAGUCACCGAACAGGUGUGCCAUGCCACAGGCUUUUCCAGCGCUGCAUGCCUUAAGGAUCCGCCCCGGCACGGCCUCAGCGACUUGGAGGGCUUCCUGGGAUGUGCGCAGGGACUGGAAAGACAUCAGCGCUGGAAGGACGACGACGUGGCCUGGUAUCUUGCUGCCGACACUGCCGAGGCUGGCAUUUCUGCCAGGGCAGGGUGACGCCUCCAUUGUGCAUCUUGAUCGAAGUCCGCUUCCGGUGGCCGUUGCCGGGAUCACAGACACAUGGGCGCAGUGGCUCACUAUCGCCUCGGCGGAUGGCGUAAUUCUCAGCGCCAGCAACUUUGGGUUGACGGCUGCAGAGGCUGGGCGAGUUCCGGUGGCCUUCUUGGGAGCCUACGGUAGCGGCACUCCUAUCCUUGAUGUCAACUGCGGCAGCAUGAAUGACAGUUGCAAGCGGACAACUAUCACCCGGCAAUCCAAGGAGAUUCCCAAAUCGAAAUGUCAAUACAAGGAAACUGGUACGUGGAAUCCGCAGUGCGUCCAUGGCCUCGACGAGUUUGCGGAGUGUGAGUACAAUGGAUACCAGUACUCGAUGGAGUGGUACUUCAUCCAGAUGAUCCGUGAGGGUCAGCGGUACCGGGCAGAAUCUGUGGAGAAGGCACAAUUUAUCUACUUCCCGCAGUGCGUGUCGCAGAUAUAUUUCGCACUCCGACAGAGCUACAACCUCACGCACUGGCAGGCCAUCGAGCGAGCUGAAUUGGGCUAUUUGGUGCCCAUUCUUCGAUGGGCGCAUGCCUCUCCUGCACAUCGCGCGACCGGCGGUGUGAAUUUCUGGACCGUCUUCUCUAUGGACUUGGGCCGACAGGACUUUCCGCGGAGCGCUGCCUGGCUGCAGCCCUGGAGCAUCGGCUCCCUCACGGGGAGUCCUACUUGGACGAUUGACCAGCAGAUGCUGCACAAGAGCGCCUUUCAAGGAGCCACUUCCCGAGCUACCGACAGCUGCUGGGAGGAGGACACCAAGCCAGUGGCCUUGGCAAACGAGAUGUUCCCAGCUCGUAGCUUCUACGAGCAGGACACGGUCAUCUCCAUUCCUUCUAGGUUCAGCCCGCAUCCCCGGUCCCGGCGCUUCGGAGGGCGCCCGGUGCUGGGCUUCUUCGCCGGGUCGCCGAACUCUUGCGCAAGGACAAGGGUGCUGGCGGCACUUUCUGCUGAGCCUGGAUUCGAUGUUUCCACGAGUUUCGCCAAGGACGACGGCGACUAUCGCGAGCGCAUGUGGCGAGCUCGAUUCUGCUUCGUCCUUCGAGGAUCCUCUCACACGAACAAUGUUCGCCUGUACGAUGUCAUGGCGCAUGGAUGUGUGCCAGUGGUCGUGUCGGACGACUUCCAAGCCCCUUUGGACAGGCUGCUUCCCUGGAGGGAGAUGGCCAUCUUCCUGCCCACGAGCAGCAUCCCGAGGCUGGCAGAGAUUCUUCGGCACGAGAUCACUGAGGCCGACCGUUGGCGGUACUUUCAAAACAUCGCGCUGGGCAGCCCGCCAGGUGCGAAGGGCUUUCCGGCGGACGUCGAAAUGGCAAAGACGAUGGUAGCAGCCAAAGGAUUGGAUGAGGAGACGCUUUGGAGUGGCCUCUCCGCCAGCAAGGUCUUCGAGUGGCACGACAGCCAUUUCUGGAUGCUCUUCUUUGCCGACGUGGCCUCCAAGCUGCGAGAUCGAAUGCAGAAGGCCAAGGCGGCGGCCUCACAGGUGCGCCAGGGAGCUGUGCAGGCCGAGGAGAACGCGACCGCAGCGACGUCUGAGCUCCUUGCAGCCUUCCGAUGGCUCCUGGACUUGAGCAGGCGGCGCGAGCAACGUCCCUGGCUCGUGGUGGCUGCUGGCGGGGGCGUCUCUCCCGGACUCUUUCGAGCACUCGGAGGCUGGGGCGACAUUCGCGGCUGCUGCCAGGCACGGAUGCUUGCCGUUGAGUGGCAAAUGCCGCGGAGGACCGCGUUGAAGCUCCCGCAGUUGGUGACUCAUGCGGAGGAACGGUGUGGAGAGGUCGCAUUCGUGGAUCCGGAGACCGACUUCUCCACUCUCCGCCGACUUCAGAAAUCAGCGGCCGGUUUCUGCGGAAGGCAGCAAUGUGAAGCAUCCACCGAGAGAGCGCAGCAUCCUGCAGACAUCAUCAUGCAGGUUGGUAGGCGCUGUCAUCCAGAUCGACUCCAGAAGCUCCUGGAGCUCCAACCUCGCUACUUGUGGCUGGAAGGUACGAGCUCCUCACGCCCGCGCUCCGAGUUCCUGCGAGGUAUCCUGCAGGAAGGAUGGCUGUGCUUUCAUGCGGUCCGGUCACGUUUGUCACCGAUUUUCGAGCCCUUCACUGGCGAGCUGCAGCUGGGCCCAGGUGGAGCCCUUUGUGCAAAGGAAACUGACGAGAGCUUGGACCUGCUCUUCCGGCUAAACCCGAAAUUGACGCAGGGCCCGGAGCGCUGGGGUGCCCAGUUCAUCUUCAAGCCCGAGAAGGAGGCCGCCAACACACGGGGUCGUUUCUUGCAUUCCUUCAGCUAG
Molecule: messenger RNA, 4659 nt
Organism: Symbiodinium sp. CCMP2456
Lineage: Eukaryota; Dinophyceae; Suessiales; Symbiodiniaceae
Source: the annotation of a GenBank genome assembly